GACCCGUGCGCUGGCGGUCGGACUCGGCGGAGGCGCCGGGCUCCUGGCGCUCUUCCCUCAGCGGCCAACUGGCUGGGGAGCGUCCUCCUCUGUCCCCAGGAGGUGCAGCUGGGGUGCCCCGCGGCGCUUCUGAAUGGAGAGUCUCGCCUGCGGAGUGGGCUGCCGGGCAGUACGACCUGGAAGCCGCCUCCUCGACCUAUUCCUCGCCGGUCCCCGUAGGACGCGCGCCUCGCUGGGCUCCGUAGCGGCCAAACUGGUUUGCAUCCCAGCGCCGGGCUCGGGGCGCCCAGCUUUGGCCUGAAGCUGGAAUCUUCUCGCAGCGCUUCGUGCCCCGUGCUUCUCCCAUCGGAUCAGUUCAUUUCCCCAGGGACCAGAGACAUGCGUGGUCGCCAGCGCCCCUGUCUCCCCUGAAGUCGGGCAAUGGAGAAGUUUGCAAGCGGGGCAAAGGACGUUGAAAGGGUUGUUUUUCUAUCAAGGGGUAGAGCGAACUCAUCAGCAGUUUGUAAUGCAUGCUGCUCAGUCUUGCUGCCGCCAAGCCCUGGCUUGUCCAAGCCCUAGCUUCGCAGAAUCUGAGGUUUUGCACUCCUCCUCUGGUUUAGCACCCGGUGAUACAUUAUUUGAAGGGUUUAUUGUGUUUACCUGUGGCUUACGGAAGGGGGUUGGAGUCAAAUGGAACGUGUGGGUGGGUCUGAUGUGCCUUUCCUUCCAAAUUAAGAAGCGUCCAACCCACAAGAGAUGAGCACAUUGAGAUUCAUCCGAAGGCCCAGGGACCUUCUGUGCGUGCCCCUGGCUACCCAGUUGUUUCCAUCCUGGCGUAUUCUGGAAUUCAGUAUUGGUUUGUAGGCAUAGACUUUGAAAGAUGAGACUUUUUGAGUGGAAUCAUUUCUUUGUGACCUUGGAAAAGACUUCAUCUUCCUUUGGUCUCAGUUUUCUCUGGAGAAAGAGGAGAUUGGAUCGGGACCCUGAAAUUCUUUUCUAAGAAGAUACCUGCUGUCUGCCAUCUCCCCGAGGGUUAUGCGGUGCCUGUCAUAAGCUCCAGGGAGUUGCCCUUCACCGAGGCCAGCAGCAUGAAGUCCAAUCCUGCCAUCCAAGCUGCCAUUGACCUCACAGCCGGGGCUGCAGGGGGCACAGCCUGCGUGCUGACUGGGCAGCCUUUUGACACGAUGAAGGUGAAGAUGCAGACGUUCCCUGACCUGUACCGGGGCCUCAGUGACUGCUGCCUCAAGACCUACGCCCAGGUGGGCGUCCGCGGCUUCUACAAGGGGACCAGCCCAGCACUCAUUGCCAACAUCGCCGAGAACUCGGUGCUCUUCAUGUGCUACGGCUUCUGCCAGCAGGUGGUACGGAAAGUGGUGGGACUGGACAAGCAGGCAAAGCUCAGCGACCUGCAGAACGCAGCCGCUGGGUCUUUUGCCUCCGCCUUUGCUGCGCUGGUGCUUUGCCCUACGGAGCUGGUGAAGUGCCGCCUCCAGGCCAUGCACGAGAUGGAGACUUCGGGGAAGAUUGUCAACAGCCAGAACACGGUUUGGUCUGUCGUGAAGAGCAUCCUUAGGAAGGAUGGUCCCUUGGGCUUCUACCACGGACUCUCAAGCACUUUACUUCGAGAAGUACCAGGCUAUUUCUUCUUCUUUGGUGGCUAUGAACUGAGCCGAUCAUUCUUUGCAUCAGGGAGAUCAAAGGAUGAACUAGGUCCUGUCCCUUUGAUGUUAAGUGGUGGAGUUGGUGGGAUUUGCCUCUGGCUUGCUGUAUACCCAGUGGACUGCAUCAAAUCCAGAAUUCAAGUUCUGUCCAUGUCUGGCAAACAAGCGGGAUUUACAGGGACUUUACUAAGUGUUGUGAGGAAUGAAGGAAUAGCAGCGUUAUAUUCUGGACUGAAACCUACUAUGAUUCGAGCAUUUCCUGCCAAUGGGGCACUAUUUUUGGCCUAUGAGUACAGCAGGAAGUUGAUGAUGAGCCAGUUCGAAGCAUACUGAAGUGUCUUGGUGGGCCUGGAUCCAAACACAGGAGAUUGAGGAUUGCAGUUCAUCUCAGGGUUUCACGGAGGAUGAGACUGGUGUGGAAUGAGUCUGAUUUCUUGGGAAUUCUGUUUUUGUCUUCCUUUCUUCUGCCCUAAGUCUUAAACUUUAUGGAAGGACCUCGAUUUUUACAUCCUAUAAUUUCUAUCUAGACUUUGUAUUGAAAUCGAAAAGCUGGUGCUCUUGCCCUUGGUAGAAUGUAUGAGUACAGGUGGCUCUAUGCUCCCAACCUCAAAGGCUGAAUGUGGUUCUGUCAGGGCACUUGCAUCAGCCUGGAUGCAUUACCAUGCAGUUUGGGUGGGAUUGAGUGAAUGGAAACAGUGUGGUUUAAUGUUAAACCUCAAUUAUUAACAGAAAAACCCAGAAGUGACUAUUUUUCAUGAACAUGAUUAUAAAUAAUUGCUUAACCUAUUCUAGAUACAGGGUCUCUUUUAAAGUCUGCUUAACCUGCAUACUAUACUAAGUGGUUAAAGUUAUUCAAAAGUUUUCAUAUGGUACGUUAACAACUAAAACAUCCAUGAGGAUUUCUAAGAGCGUAACCUGCAUCCUGGUGUGGUUUCCACAUUCUUGCUAAAGUUUCCAAGUAGUCAUCCUGGAUUUUCCAAGAUGCUCUCCUUCUACCAUAGUGCCAUGCAUUUUCUAGAUGGGAUCAGAGCCCAUACUCUGACUGUAUUGCAGCAGGUGGCCUGGAAGAUAGGGCCUUUGGGAAGCAGUGUGGCCUUCACCAAAUUCCCUUCUCCCAAAGAGCUUCCCCCAGCUGGAGACUGGAGUGGUAAUGGGCUGGGGUAGGAGUGAGCUGCUGUGCUUUGGUGAAGACCCAUGUGGCUGGCAUAGCUACUAGCUACCGCCUCUGGGGCCUGGCUUGGGUAGGUUCCAUGUUGUCCUGUUGGCCUGCCUGGGAUGGUUGAUCCACUCUGAAACACCCACUGUCCUCUCUGUCUCCACUGAUGGGAAGCCCUUCCAGGGAAAAGAGUGCCAAAACCAAGAGAAGUCUUUGUGUACUGGCUGGUGACUGAGGGGCAGAACUGGAGGAUGAUCUCCCUUGUCAGAACUAGAAAGAACCACAGGCUUCUGCCCCAUAGGCAGACCCACCUGCAGCUUAGCUCUGGGUCCGAAACUCCCUGGCACAUGUCCCCAGUGAAGAGCUGCCUACGUUUGGUAAGGGUUCUCAGUAAGUUUUAAUGAUGACUGUAUGUGGGGUGUGACUUUAUAAGGCAAUAGAACAUAGAAGCAUCUUAUUAAACCUGCCAAAUGUAUGGUUAUGUCAACCAAAACCACCACUCAAGCCCGUUAGUCUGAUCCCCACAGGCUUGCUGAGGGGCAGCUGCUCUUUGGCCAUGUGGAGUAGGAGGGUCAUUCUUGUCACCACUGAAGUGUGCUUCAGCAUCCUCUGCUGCUCCAAGACCAGCCAGCAGCCUCUCUCAUAAAAAGUGUUGUUAGGCAGCCUGGGAAGCUGGGAGCCAGAGGCCAACACAGCAGUAACAGACCUUGCCUGUUUCUCCUCCUUCCUGGCAGAAUGGAAACAUUGGGUGAAACCUCUGGUUUCCUUAAACUUUUUGCUCUCCCUGAGGCCUCAUUGGCAGCUCUUGGCCCUGGUGCUAGAAGCAAGAAGGGGCUGGCACAUGGGCCAGGGGUGGGCCUGGAAGCUGCUUUCUGUUUGCUUUUAAAGAGAAAACCAUUUUUGACCUGACUUUUCCCUCCAUACUUUACUGAUUGGUAGCUACCUAGUGAUGCUUCCCAUGAAUGGGCCUGGAUGGAAACAAAACAGCAGAAGGGGCUGCUUUCCUGCAGAAAGUGAAUUGUUGUAGUGUCUUCCAUCCCAGGAGCUCAGCAGAGCAGCCCUUUUGGUUUGGGGUCUUUGCAAAUUGUCUAUUCAAGGCUUACCUAAAUAUGCUCAACAGAAACAGUCUGAGGCAGUGGGAGGAAGGCCUGCAGAUCUCAGUCAGGAGGAUUUUUCUCAUUCUAUUUUUAAAUUCAUGGUUCAAUUUAUACCAUUUUAGAUCUGUACUCCAAAGAAAAUAUUGUGUCUAAAGAAAUGUGUUUUGAAGAAUUUGUUCUAUCAUUAAAUUAUUUACCUACUACUUGA
This is a messenger RNA of Lepus europaeus (European hare), 4101 nucleotides long. RefSeq names its product solute carrier family 25 member 15 (gene SLC25A15). Lineage: Eukaryota; Metazoa; Chordata; Mammalia; Lagomorpha; Leporidae. The record is from RefSeq and is a predicted model, not a curated record. Gene Ontology annotation, biological process: mitochondrial L-ornithine transmembrane transport. The transcript is spliced from 7 exons. The coding region runs from base 1068 to 1973 and encodes 301 amino acids. Gene Ontology annotation, molecular function: L-ornithine transmembrane transporter activity.